AUGUCGAACACAGCGAUACAAAUAAAAGCCAAGCCGCACGAGAAACGGAAUGGCGAAUCGGCUCUGAGCGACUUUGCGCAGUAUGUCGAGCAACAACAGAACCUCCGAUUCCCAGGCUCAAGCCAAAGAGGCAUCGUCGACAUCGUCAGGGGCGCCAAGGCCGACAACGAACAUCACGAGGAGCUGGAUGACUUGUUCGAAAAUCUGGACCUCGCCGAUACGGCCCCGAGGAUACCACUCAAGAAUAUCGUCUUGGCGUCGGAUGAUGACUCCCUCCGACAACUCGUCGACGUCCUCGCGGCGAGAGUCGAGGAUGGGAUGGGCGAGGCCAUCUUUGAACUUGGAUUCGAGAGCAACGGCGAAUCCAUGAACCUUUCCAUAGACCAGUGGAGAACAGCGUACAGGCGACUUGAAGAGGCGGCAAAAAGCAUCCACGCCGACUGCGAGCUCCUGCUCACCAGGAACGUCGGUGGUUCGGUCGAGGCGGCGACGACGGCCAAAAAAGCUAGCAGAGAUGCCGCGUGCAGCGGCAGCGUUCUUAUCCGAAGAGCUCCAUCCGCUGCGGAUUAUGCAAUCGAGACGAGGAUAGCAGUCGUUGGAAACGUGGAUGCAGGGAAAAGUUCCAUGUUGGGUGUGCUGGUCAAGGGAGACCUGGAUGACGGCCGAGGAAAGGCACGCGUCAACCUGUUCCGCCACAAGCACGAGGUCGAGACUGGCCGGACCAGCUCGGUCGGGAUGGAGAUUUUGGGGUUUGACAGCAAGGGGCAUGUCGUCGCAUCAGACACUCCUGGACGAAAGCUUUCGUGGGAAGAGAUUGGAAAGCGCAGCGCAAAGGUCAUUGCUUUCAGCGAUUUGGCCGGCCACGAAAAAUACCUUCGAACAACCGUCUUCGGUCUCCUCUCCAGCAGCCCCAAUUACUGUCUUCUCAUGGUUGCCGCGAACAAUGGGCUCGUAGGCAUGAGUAAGGAGCAUUUGGGGAUCGCCCUCGCUCUCAACGUUCCCGUCAUGGUUGUCAUCACCAAGAUUGACAUUUGCCCGCCCAAUAUCCUGGCCGAGACGAUUACGCAAAUCACCAAAAUUCUGAAGAGCCCAGGAGCGCGCAAGGUGCCGACGUUCAUCAGGAACCGCGAAGAGUGCAUAACAACCGCGAUCCAGUUCGUCAGCCACAGGAUAUGCCCCAUAUUCCAGGUUUCCAAUGUCACGGGUGAGAAUCUCGACCUUGUGAGGACGUUUCUCAAUAUUCUCCCUCAUCACGGCCGCUACUGCUCCGUCUCCCCGCUCGAGUUCCAUAUCAACGACACAUUCUCGGUGCCCUUUGUGGGAACAGUCGUCUCGGGAAUUGUCAAAACCGGCGUCGCGCACGAAGGAGAUUCUGUCCUGGUUGGGCCUGACUCUUUGGGCCACUUCACCCAAACGACGAUUCGAUCCAUCGAGCGCAAGAGGACACGCGUGAUGGCGGCGUCGGCGGGGCAGUCGGCUUCGUUUGCGCUGAAGAAAUUGAAACGGAAAGACGUGAGAAAGGGCAUGGUGGUUCUCCCCAAGAUCGAGGGCCAGCCGAAUCCCCAAGUUCAGCGCGAGUUUAUAGCCGAGGUCCUCAUCCUCUCGCACGCAACAACCAUCAAGAAAAAGUACCAAGCGAUGCUGCACGUCGGCCCAGUGUCGCAGACGUGCGCCAUCAUAGACAUUGACCGAGAGCACAUCCGCACCGGCGACCGAGCCACUGUCGCCUUUCGAUUCGUCCAGCGCCCCGAGUUCCUCGUCCCCGGGGACCGUCUGCUCUUCCGAGAGGGCCGCACCAAAGGCCUCGGGAUCGUCAAGGCAGUUGGAUACGACCCUCAACAUCCACUGAUGCCCAGCACAACAGCAAGUUAA
Drechmeria coniospora is the source of this 1872-nucleotide messenger RNA. RefSeq names its product GTP-binding protein 1. The record is from RefSeq and is a predicted model, not a curated record. The transcript is spliced from 5 exons. Gene Ontology annotation, molecular function: translation elongation factor activity; GTPase activity; GTP binding. Bases 1 to 1872 code for a protein of 623 amino acids. Gene Ontology annotation, biological process: translational elongation. NCBI's taxonomy places the organism in Eukaryota, Fungi, Ascomycota, Sordariomycetes, Hypocreales, Ophiocordycipitaceae.